Molecule: messenger RNA, 837 nt
Organism: Solanum stenotomum
Lineage: Eukaryota; Viridiplantae; Streptophyta; Magnoliopsida; Solanales; Solanaceae
Product: extensin-like
Exons: 1
Coding region: 1-837 (278 amino acids)
Source: RefSeq, a predicted model, not a curated record
AUGAAAACAGUCCUCAUCUUACUUGUUCUUCUUGUUCUCUCAAGGAUUGAAUCAAAUGAAGCCACAAGAAAUCUUGAUACUCAUCUUCUAUUGCCAUCUUUGCAUACCCGUCCUCCAGUUAAGACUCCAGCACUCGAUCCAGGAACCGAGGCCAAUGUGAAUAUGGCAAGCAAGUUUAAUGAAAGGAAUUACUUUGUUGGUCGUAAAGAAGUUGUUGUUUCUCCCCCUCCUCCUACUAAUGCAAAUCCUCUGGAUAAAACACAUAUUUUAUUACCACUUUUGCAAACCCGUGCUCCAGUUAAGACUCCAUCACCCAAUCCAGGAAGCGAGACUAGUGUCAAUAUGGCAAGCACGGUUACUGAAAGAAACUUUGUUGGUCGUAAAGAACUUGUUUUUGCUCCCACUCCUCCUACUAAUGCAUAUCCUCUUGAUAAAACACAUUUUCUAUUACCAUCUUUGCGAACCCGUCCUCCGGUUAAGACUCCAUCACCCAAUCCAGGAAGCGAGACCAGUGUGAAUAUGGCAAGCACGUUUACUGAAAGAAACUUUGUUGGUCGUAAAGAGGUUGUUUUUGCUCCCCCUCCUCCUACUAAUGCAUAUCCUCUUGAUAAAACACAUUUUCUAUUACCAUCUUUGCAAACCCGUCCUCCAGUUAAGACUCCAUCACCCAAUCCAGGAAGCGAGACCAGUGUGAAUAUGGCAAGCACGGUUACUAAAAGAAACUUUGUUGGUCGUAAAGAAGUUGGUUUUGCUCCUCCACCUCCACUUCCUUCUACUAAUGCAUACCCACAAAAUAAUGUCCUUUUUGAUGUGUCCAUUGCUACUACUCAGAAAUAA